Molecule: messenger RNA, 735 nt
Organism: Drosophila novamexicana
Lineage: Eukaryota; Metazoa; Arthropoda; Insecta; Diptera; Drosophilidae
Exons: 2
Coding region: 20-592 (190 amino acids)
Source: RefSeq, a predicted model, not a curated record
AGUAGCUCCUCGAGAAAUAAUGUUGUUCAAAGCGUUACCAUUGUUCCUGGCAAUUGGCACAACCCUGGCGAUGAUGCCGCUGAAGCCCAAGAUCGACUCCGAUCGCAGUCUAAUGGACUUUAUGCUUAGGUCGCGUGGAGUGGGCUCAAGCAACCCAGCACUGAACCAGUACUGCUUUAACCGCUACUUGCCAAUCUUGAAGGACAUUACGGAUCAGUACGAGGCUGACUAUGGCAAGUGUGUGGACACGUAUAAGGCGGAGUGUGAGGCAAUAGACGCAAAAUACUACGAACCCCGUGAAAAUUUGACCGCAACAGCUAAGGAGACCUGCGAUGCACUGCUGAAAUGUGAUGGCAACGUCCACUAUGUUGAUGCUUUUGACUGCUUCGCAAGCACAGGCUCCGAAUAUUCCAAAAAACUGUUCACUCUGUCAUCGGAUGCCGGUGAAUACGGCGGAAUCGUGAGGGAGCUGUAUCGUGCCGCUGACACCGUGGCCGAGUUCUGCGCCAACUAUGCCGAAAGAGUAUAUUGGGAAAAUACCGACAGCACAUAUGCUGAGUUGCAGAAAUGCCUGAAUGGCGACAGCAAAUGAAUAACUCACCUGAACAUGUAUUAUUUGUAAAAAAAAAAAAAUUGUAUGUAAUAAUUCGUAUAUAAGAAUGCUUAUCCUCUGCAUACUCGGGAUAUUUUUUAAUUUAUUUAUUUAAUUAAAAGCUAAAAGCCUUGUUAAAAUAU